Babjeviella inositovora NRRL Y-12698 is the source of this 920-nucleotide messenger RNA. RefSeq names its product mitochondrial 54S ribosomal protein uL10m. The record is from RefSeq and is a predicted model, not a curated record. NCBI's taxonomy places the organism in Eukaryota, Fungi, Ascomycota, Pichiomycetes, Serinales. Gene Ontology annotation, biological process: translation. Gene Ontology annotation, molecular function: structural constituent of ribosome. Gene Ontology annotation, cellular component: mitochondrial large ribosomal subunit. The transcript has a single exon. Bases 106 to 801 code for a protein of 231 amino acids.
CCGCACCCACAUCACGUGAUUGAAAAAUUGAACCACAAAUUUUACCGUUGAAAUAGCUGGCCGACACAAACAGUUGCCGAUGUCCCGAUAACCACCUGCCACACCAUGUUGAGGACAUCGUUUAAUUUUCUCAGAGCUCCGGCCCGCUUCUCGCGCACCUUAAUGUCGCUCAGCCUCGAAGAGCAGAUGGCACGCGACACCGUCAAAGCGCCGUUGUCCAGAAAGACCUACCUCUCGGACAUCUAUACGCACCUUUUGAAGAACAACGAGACGGUUUUGUUCUGCCACCACAAUAACUUGCACAAAAAUGAUGAGGCCAAUUUCAGACACCAGAUUAAGGAGGCCGGUGCCCAGCUCACUAUCGUCAAAAGCAAGAUCUUCAGCGCCAUCUUGAGAUCCGAGCAGGAAGCCGACCCAACCUCCAAGGCGUCCUACGAUAAAAACAGAGACGUUGUCCACCCGUUGCACCCAUUGUUGAAUGGGCCGUCUGCUGUCAUUACCGUUAGGGACUGCAACCCCGAAGUUGUCAGCAAGGUGUUGAAGGUGUUGAAGGUGGCUAACGAAAGAUUGUUCUUGGUUGGAGCCAGGAUUGAGAGUAAUACCUACGACUCUAGCGACGUCCAGAAGUUCAAGGAUAUGCCAUCUAAGGCUGCCUUACAGGCCCAGUUGGCUGGAAUGUUGACCGUGCUCGGGGGUGCCGGCUUGGUCAGAACCUUGGAGGCGGCGCCACAGAUGUUGUACCUCACCGUUGAUGCGCACCGCAAGGUUAUUGACCCGGCAGAGGUCGAAGAGUCUGUUUAGGGAACAGAAUGCUGUAUAUAGUUUGAAAUAAGAAAGAAAAGUGAUUAGACGGACAUAGCGAGCCUGAUCGGUUAAUGUAACCGUGAUAAGAAUGGGGAUUAGUGUAAUAAUUGGCAUAA